Messenger RNA from Fusarium pseudograminearum CS3096, 1539 nucleotides. RefSeq lists its product as uncharacterized. The record is from RefSeq and is a predicted model, not a curated record. The transcript has 3 exons. Gene Ontology annotation, biological process: transmembrane transport. The coding region runs from base 1 to 1539 and encodes 512 amino acids. Gene Ontology annotation, molecular function: transmembrane transporter activity. Gene Ontology annotation, cellular component: fungal-type vacuole membrane; plasma membrane. Lineage: Eukaryota; Fungi; Ascomycota; Sordariomycetes; Hypocreales; Nectriaceae.
AUGGCCUCUUCCUCUCAUGAUCCAGAAGCAGUUAACGAGAAGUCUGCAGCAACUAGUUCCUCUCCUACUGUUGAAGACUAUGACAUAUCCAAUGAGUCCACCACCCCUCCUUCUUCGAUGUUCCAGAAGAUCAACAACCGCAUUGAAAACCUCGCUGGACUAGAAGCCAGGGGUAUUCAGCGUGUUUUACCUGAAGAGCGACAACCUGCUUCAAGUGCUGCAGACCUUCAAGUCGCUCUACUAUGGUUCAGUGCGAAUUUGUCACUGAACAACCUCGCCACGGGCCUCUUUGGCCCGAUGGUCUUUGGGUUGGGUUUCCUUGACAGCGCGCUCCUUGCAGUGUUUGGAACGAUAUUAGGUGCUUGUUCAACGGGAUACAUGGCGAUAUGGGGCCCGCAGAGUGGGAAUCGAACGAUGGUCGUGUUGCGUUACUUCUUUGGUUACUGGCCUUCAAAGAUUCCAACAUUCCUUAACAUCGUUUUAAUGGUUGGAUACGCUACUAUAGACUGCAUCAUUGGUGGACAGGUUCUAUCCGCUGUCAGUGGUGGUACCAUGUCCAUAUUGGUGGGUGUAGUUAUCGUCGCCGUCGUUUCAUGGGUUGUCGCCGUAUUUGGCAUGAAGAUCUUCCACACCUACGAACGGUAUGCUUGGAUCGCACAAGUCGUUGUACUUGCGGUGCUCAUAGGCGUUGCAGGGCCCUCAUUCGACGCUUCUGCUCAACCUACUGUCUCUGGCCCAGUUCUUGCUGCCAGUCGCCUGUCGUUCUUCACACUGUGCCUUUAUGUGCCGAACUCAUGGGCUGCUGCUGCAUCAGACUUUUAUGUCUACUACCCGGAGCGCACAUCUAAAGUCAAGGUCUUUCUACUUACUGUCAUCGGAUUGACCAUGUCGUUCACGCUUGUCUAUCUCAUUGCUAUCGGGUUAGCCACUGGACUCGUCAACAACAAAGACUGGGCGGACGCCAACGCUAUCAGUACUGGUGCUCUCAUAGUCAAGGCUUAUGAUCCUCUCCAUGGCUUUGGCAAGUUCUGUUCUGUUGUGGUCGCCCUGGGUGUUAUCGCCAACAGCACACCAUCUCUCUAUUCAGGCUCACUCGGCUGCCAAGUCCUUGGACGUUACACCAAAGCGGUACCCCGUUGGGUUUGGUCCAGCGUCUUGUCUCUGAUCACCCUUGUUCUAGCAAUGGCCGGUCGAGAAAGUCUUCUUGUCAUCUUUCAGAACUUUGUUGCUCUUAUGGGAUAUUGGGUCAUGCUCUUCAUUUGUAUCGUAUUGCAGGAGCAUUUGAUCUUCCGUGGCCGUCGAGGAUUUGACUGGACUGCAUGGGAGGAUAAGAACUAUCUACCUGUUGGAUUAGCUGCUUUUGCAAGCUUCGUCUUGGGCUGGGUAGGUGCCAUUCUAGGCAUGUCUCAGGUCUGGUACAUUGGACCUGUGUCAAAAGCGGCGCAUAAUGCUGAUCUGGGCAUGUGGUUGGGCUGCUCAUUUGCUAUUCUCACGUUCCCAGUGUUCCGGUAUUUUGAGCUCAAGGCAUAUGGAAGAUAG